UAUCAUAAUUUUCCAUAUAUUAUAUAUGACUAAAUCUUUGCUUGAUUUUAACUAAAUAAAUAAAAUAUGAAAAUCUUAGAAAAUCACUCCUAAAUAUCACUUCGUAAUUAAUACCUUAAUUAGCACUAAUCUUUACGAAAUGUUUUAUUCUCUAAUUACCAUUUUUUCCUCAUAAUUGACUGUUCAUUGCAAGUUGUUUCCACGUUCAAGUGAUUGUCAUGGAGCCCUUUGCAGAUGUGAGUUGCAUAUUGAAAGUGGAUGUUCAUUGCGAUGCAUGCAAGAUGAAGAUGGUGGAAGUGUUAAGCUCCGUAUGCGGUGUGUAUGCAUUGACAAUAAAUGCAGAAAAAGGGGAAGUAAAUGUAUGUGGAGAAGUUGAUCCCAACUUAUUAGUGAAGGCACUAAAAGGAACAGGAAAACAUGCAGAAAUAGUACAUAUAAAGCUUAAGCAUCCUUCUCUUAUUACUCCCACAGCACAUUAUCGUCCUUACAGUGGUUAUGGCCAUGGUUACCAUGGCCUUGGCUACGGUUACGGCCAUGGCCACGGCUAUGGUUAUAGUCGUGGCCAUGACUACUAUAACACAAUGCCAAUGAGUCCAUACAAUUAUUCAAUGAGAAGAUCCAUGACGAUGGAGCAACCUCACUACUAUGGUCAUCAUGCUUCUUCAUAUCCUAGGUAUCGGCCAUUUUACUAUUAAUUAUUUUAUCAAGGAAUAUGCUGAAAUGAAUUAUGGAACGCUAUGCUUUAAUGUUGAUUUAACUAGCCAGAGUUUUGUGAGCCAAAAAGCUUGAAUUACAAUAUUUCGAGAGUAAUGAUAAGAUUGUGAUCAAUAUUAAUUAAGGGUAAAGGAUAUUUUUAUAGCCUAUCCCAAAUAACAUUUUACAGUAUGAUUCACGAUCCGUAUUUUCCUAUUAUGUUUAAUUACGUUUGUAACUAAGAUUCUUUAAGAAGAGUAACACCUUGGACUUGUCUUGACCAA
Messenger RNA from Solanum lycopersicum (tomato), 977 nucleotides. Its product is annotated as heavy metal-associated isoprenylated plant protein 44-like. NCBI's taxonomy places the organism in Eukaryota, Viridiplantae, Streptophyta, Magnoliopsida, Solanales, Solanaceae. The record is from RefSeq and is a predicted model, not a curated record. Gene Ontology annotation, molecular function: metal ion binding.